Messenger RNA from Melospiza georgiana, 1474 nucleotides. RefSeq names its product purinergic receptor P2X 6 (gene P2RX6). Lineage: Eukaryota; Metazoa; Chordata; Aves; Passeriformes; Passerellidae. The transcript is spliced from 12 exons. Gene Ontology annotation, biological process: response to ATP; monoatomic cation transmembrane transport. The record is from RefSeq and is a predicted model, not a curated record. Gene Ontology annotation, molecular function: extracellularly ATP-gated monoatomic cation channel activity; ATP binding; purinergic nucleotide receptor activity. Gene Ontology annotation, cellular component: nuclear inner membrane; plasma membrane. Bases 12 to 1133 code for a protein of 373 amino acids.
CCGGUGCCGCCAUGCCGGGCCCACCCUGCGGGUCCCUGCUCGACUACAAGACUGCCAAGUUCUCUCUGACACGGAACCGGCGGGUGGGGCUCUUGCACCGGCUGCUGCAGCUGAGCGCGCUCGGCUAUCUGCUGGGGUGGGUGCUGCUGCUGCGGAAGGGGUACCAGGAGCGCGACACAGCCCCGCGUGUCGCCGUGGUCACCAAGGUGAAGGGGGCGGCGGUCGCCGAGGCCGCGGGCCGGCGGCUCUGGGACGCUGCAGAUCUCACCUGGCCCCCGCAGGGAGAAAAUGUGCUUUUCCUGGUGACCCAUUUCAUUGCCACAGUCCAGCAAGCCCAAGGCACCUGCCCUGAGAGUCCCUCUGUCCUCGACGGGAUGUGCACAGAAGAUGCAGAUUGUCCCAUGGGAAACCCUGUGGUUCAUGGCAAUGGGAUAAAAACUGGGAAAUGUUUGAUGUUCAAUGCCACCCAUUCUACCUGUGAGAUCUAUGGCUGGUGUCCUGUGGAGAAUAGCACCCUGCCCAGGAAACCUCUUCUGGCUGAGGCAGAGAAUUUCACUCUUUUUAUAAAAAAUACUGUCCACUUCACCAAAUUUAACUUCUCCAAGUGCAACACUUUACAAACCAGUGACCCCACCUAUUUCAAGAGCUGCACAUAUGAUCCAGUCUUCAACCCCUCCUGCCCUGUGUUCCGUGUCCGUGACAUGGUGGAGGCAGCUGGACAGAACUUUGGAGACCUUGCACUGCUGGGGGGAAGCAUCAGAGUUCUUAUCGAGUGGAACUGCGACCUGGACCACCCCGCUACCCAGUGCCAACCACAGUAUUCCUUCAGCCUGCAGGACAUGAGGUACAAUUUCAGAACUGCCUCCUACUACUGGGGCUCGCAGCGGCAGCUCCACCGGAACCUGCUGAAGCUCUAUGGGAUCCGCUUUGACCUCUCCGUGCAUGGCCAGGCUGGGAAGUUCAGCAUUGUUCCUACUGCCGUGAGCUGUGGCACCAGCAUCGCCUUCUUUGGUGCUGCUACAAUGGUCUGUGACCUGGUUCUGCUCUACCUUGAUGCAAAGGCUGACCUUUAUUGGAAGGAGAAAUUUGAAGAGGCAAGACCCCCUAAAGGUGAGCCUAAGGCCACAGCUUAGGGACGUCGGGAACGCUCCACCACGAACGCCCUUCCCUGCAGAGCCACCUGCAGGUAGAUCCGAUGGGGACACGGCUGCAGCCCUGGUGGAGGAGAGCAGUGCUGGCCCAGGUGGGCACUGCUGGGGUUGGGGUCUGCCUUCCCUGCAGAAGCACUGGCAGCAGCAGCAGCAGCUCUUGGCUCCUGGAGCACCAAGCCAUGCCAGGGGCCGCUCCCAGCGCUGACAGCCGGGGCUGGGCCACAGCUGCCCACGGAGCUCCUCCAGAGGGUGCUGGGGAGCAGCUGCUCCUGCUCGGCACACGAGGCUUAAAGCAUUUUGCAUUUCUACAUGUUCCAGUGAUA